CUAUAACAUAAUGAAGGAAAGGAGAAAUAACCAGCCGUUGGUGGUGAGAUGUAAACUGGUUCUUGUGGGAGAUGUUCAAUGCGGAAAAACGGCGAUGUUGCAAGUCCUGGCCAAGGACUGCUACCCAGAGACCUACGUACCCACGGUGUUCGAAAACUACACAGCCUGUCUGGAGCUGGAGGAGCAGCGCGUGGAGCUCAGUCUGUGGGACACGUCAGGUUCCCCGUACUACGACAACGUGAGGCCCCUCUGCUACAGCGACUCCGACGCCGUGCUGCUCUGCUUUGACAUCAGCCGCCCAGACACUGUCGACAGCGGUUUGAAGAAGUGGAAGACCGAGAUCCUGGACUUCUGCCCCAGCACACGCAUCCUUCUCAUUGGCUGCAAGACCGACCUGCGUACAGACGUGUGCACGCUGAUGGAGCUGUCCAAUCAGAAGCAGACCCCCAUCACUCACGAGCAGGGCUCGGCCAUGGCCAAGCAGCUGGGUGCGGAGGCCUACCUGGAGUGCUCCGCCUUCACCUCGGAGAAGAGCAUCCACAGCGUGUUCCGCACGGCGGCGCUGGCCUGCAUCAACAAGCUGCAGCCCCUGCCCAAGUCCAGCCCCACCCGACGCCUCUCCAAGAGACUGCUCCACCUCCCCAGCAAGUCCGACCUGCUCACCUCCAACUUCAAGAAGGAGAAGGCCAAGAGCUGCUCCGUCAUGUGA
Molecule: messenger RNA, 709 nt
Organism: Gadus chalcogrammus (walleye pollock)
Lineage: Eukaryota; Metazoa; Chordata; Actinopteri; Gadiformes; Gadidae
Gene: rnd1b
Product: Rho family GTPase 1b
Exons: 5
Coding region: 11-709 (232 amino acids)
Biological process (GO): small GTPase-mediated signal transduction
Molecular function (GO): GTP binding; GTPase activity
Source: RefSeq, a predicted model, not a curated record